CGAUACCACGAUACACGUACAUGUAUAAUACGGUAAAAUAUAUAGGUAACUAAUGCUCUGUCUACAUACGCUUUGCUAUCUACGUACAUACGCUAAUCUACAUAUGUAUAAAAGUGUACGAGUAUGUUUGCAUGGUGAAAAAGGUAUCAGCGCGAUAACCUCGGCUGUCAGAGUCAGCCAAUGAUUCGCUUGAUCGUCGUGUUAUUGCAUACGGUGGCACGCCGAUGUGCGAUCGCGCAAGGGAGGAGAAACGAAGAAAGAAAAUUCGUCGGGAGGAUGACAUACGGUUAAACGUGAACGAUACCGGUAGAUGCGCGUCACCGUUCGUGGCAAUCGUUGCUUCUACUUGUAGCCCGCUGAUCAAACCAAAUCGAAUCGUCCAUCGUUUCAGGAUGACAUUGACGUGUUUGGAAAAAGCAUCGUUGGUCGUAUUAGCAGCGCUUGGACUGCGAUUUUUAUUACGAGUCAGCAUUCUCGUGUGGAAGAAACUAAUAGGACCGAGCUUCGGUUUUGGUAUCGACUUGAGGACGCAGGGUAAAUGGGCAGUGAUUACCGGUUCCACCAGUGGAAUUGGAAAAGCAUACGCGGAACAAUUAGCUGAAAAGGGUCUGAGUAUCGUGUUGGUUUCACGAACCCAAGCGAAACUCGAGCAAGUCGCAGCUGAGAUCAAACAACGGUAUGGCGUCGAAGUUCGAAUCGUGGAAGCAGACUUGACCGAGGGACAAGUGGCUUACACGAGAAUUGCCAAAGCCACCGAAGAACUCGAGAUCGCUGUGGUGGUAAACAAUGCUGGGGCCAGUUACGACCAUCCCGAUCUAUUUAAUAACAUCUCGGAGGGAUGUUUAACGGAAAUAUUGCAGCUAAAUGUGGCGGCGGUAACAGGAGUCGCAAGAGCACUUCUUCCGCAACUGUUCGAACGUAGAAAGGGCGUUUUGAUAAAUAUCAGUUCGGCGUUAGCGGUUAUACCAUCUCCCUAUUUAUCCGUAUAUGCCGCUAGCAAAGCCUAUGUGCUCAAGCUGAGCUACGAUUUGGCUGCGGAAGCAGAACCAUACGGCGUCACCGUUCAAUGCGUUACUCCCGGCCCAGUAGCCACCAAGAUGUCAAAGAUCAAGAAACCGACUUGGAUGGCACCAAAGCCAGAAGAAUUUGUAAAGGCUUCGUUAAAAACGAUCGGUCUGGAAUUGUGCACGACGGGUUAUCAGCCUCAUUUCUUACUAACUGCUUUUAUACACGGUUUACAAUGCAUCUGCGAGAAAGGCGCGCUCUGGUUAACUUCCAAAAUCAUAUGUAACAUACGAAAUCGUGCUCUGAAAAAAGACAAGAAGAGAACAAGAGAGGGCAGUACGAAAGGCGCAGAUUCGAUCAGGGAGCACCAGUUACCCCACGAUAAAUAGUACAUCACGCAACGCGAUAGACAUCAUAUACUUUUAAACACGAUCGACUUCGUCUAUAGCGAAGAAAUCCGACACUUCUGCCACUCCUUUGCCACACUUUUGCCACAUGGUAUGAAACGAAAUAUUAUAAAAUUCAAUUAUUCUUUUAGAUUCAUUUCUAAGCUCUCUAAUUGUUUUUUUGUUUGUUCUCUUCUUUAUUAAUUAAUUCUUGUACAUAUAUUAUUGUUCUAUAUUUAUAACUGUUGUACAAACGAAUAAAACGUCUGAUUGUUUUUCA
This is a messenger RNA of Bombus huntii, 1671 nucleotides long. RefSeq names its product very-long-chain 3-oxoacyl-CoA reductase-like. Gene Ontology annotation, molecular function: oxidoreductase activity. Gene Ontology annotation, cellular component: endoplasmic reticulum. The record is from RefSeq and is a predicted model, not a curated record. NCBI's taxonomy places the organism in Eukaryota, Metazoa, Arthropoda, Insecta, Hymenoptera, Apidae. Bases 225 to 1394 code for a protein of 389 amino acids. The transcript is spliced from 4 exons.